GGCUUGCCAAAGUGGUGUGCAUAGAAACGGGCCAUGAUUGAAUGACCGCUGGUAUGUUUUUUUUCUGUGUGUGUUCCGCUUUUGUCUGAUGUAGUUUAAUGGAGGCCAGAGAAGACGAGAUGAGAGGUGAGUAAACACUGCGUCUAAGCAGGGAAGGGAGAGUGAGAUAGGAGUAGGGAGAGGCAGUUGAGAAAUGGGGAGGAGGUGUCUCUCUCUCCCGCUUUCAUAUUUCUUUGCAAUGGCGACAAUUGCAUAGUGUCCAUCUCUGAGAACGGUAAGCUGCAAAACAACAGGAAUGUAUGUGCACCGGUACAUCAGAGACAGAUCUCUGGACGGUGCUUUUUUAAAAAUCAGAUAUCGAUCUGAUCAUAACAGAUACUGCACUUGAUCUGAGCCAAAACGGCGUGUGUUUGUGUCGAUGUUUAGCUUUGGAGAAGCAGACAGUGAAUACGGAUCUAUGGGAGACGACGGGGAUGCAAAUGAGGCUCGUCGGGACAACGACGAGAAGGGUGCUUGUAUUCGUGAUUAUGAUGAGGAUGGCAAUGGUGAUGAUGAUGACGAUAAUGAGGAUGUGGAAUGUCACCUAUCAUCAUCAGCCCAUGCCGUAGACGAACGUCGACACAAGCCGGUCAAGGUGAAGGAUGCUCGUGCUUCGUGGAAGAUCGGAAGCACCAGUAUGACGCCCUUGCUGAAUCAACAGCGGCAGCGACAGCAGCAGGAUGCUGCUGCUGCUGCUGCUGGCGGUGGAAGGCGGGGAUGGCCGGUGGCAAAGGAUGAAGGUAGUGUAUUGCUGUUGUUGUUUUCGUCGUCAGCGUUAUCUAAGAAGACCAGCGUGUUCCUUGCGCCGAAGAGCUUGAUAGCCUACGUUCUGGCGACUACAUUAUUUCUUGGCGUAAUCUGUGGAAUAGUCUUGCCCUACCUUGGCUUGGGACGAACACAUUCGGUGUUAUUGUCAGGCGCUCGCUCGAGCAAUAGCAGCAGCAGUAGCAGUAGUAGUAACCGGUGGUUUUCUUCUUAUUUCUCUUUCAGGGGGACAGGCCAGGUGGUAGGGGCGGAGGAAGAGGCGGUGGCAGUGCCAGUGGCGAGAGAAGGAACAACGACAGGAGCAGGGAGCGAUCAUUACCAAAUGGGACCGAUCAGCGCUGUUAGCUUUGAGCGUAGGAAAACAUGCAAUCCAUACAGUGUGUAUGGGCGGUUGGUUGGAGGUACUUGGAGGCCGUUCCGCAGUGACUGUCCGUCUUCAGAAGUGUUGCCGAUUCUGCGGCGGCAAUACUGGGGAAACCGCAGCGUCCAGCUGCAGGGACAAAGUGGUGUUGCUGCCACAGCCCCAGGGAUUACGACCCCUGAGCUUUUGCCUUGGUUGGUUGGCCGAACCAUUGUUCUGGUCGGCGACUCGCAGGAUCGCAACGCGGUCCACGACGUCUGUUUGUUCAUUGGCGCAACGGAGUCGAUGCACAGUUGGAACGGAUCGGCCGGAAGCUGUGUUGCGCCGAUGGGGUGUCCUCGUGUUUGUCGCGUGGCGGCUUACAACCUGACCAUUAUGAGUUUCUUCGUCUACGGAUUGACGCAGAAUGAGUCAAUACCCUGGACAGAAACCCAUAAAGAGAGCUGGGAACCUGUGCUGAUCGAAAACCGCCUGCGUCAGCUCCUCGCUCCGUUCCUCUGCGCCCUGCGUUUAUGGCCUGACCUGAUUGUCCUUAACAGUGGCCUGUGGGACUUGGCAAACUGGGGACGGGAGGCCGCAUUCUCUGGAGUGCGAUUGGCUGGAACUGGCACUCUGUUGAAUCCCAUUUUGCCCAGUGAAGUCCGCGACCUCGUAGUUCCGGAUAGUGAACUGCUCUGGUGGUUGUCGGCCGCUAAGCAUCGCUUUGUUGGGACCGUUAGAGAGAUUUUCCCAGAUGUGCCGCUGGCAUGGAGGACAACCCCAUUUGUUGACGUCCGGUUAGAGACUGUAGGCUGGCAAGGAGCCAUGGGGCUAGACCAUGUCUCGCUCCCUGGCCUGUCAGCAGAUGUUGCCCAUGGGCCGUAUCAGGUUGUGUACGUGGAUGCUCUCAACCAGGCAGCAUUGCAGCUCACUGAGGACUCGGCGACAAUAGCAGAUGUCGCCGCUGACAAUUUCAGCGUCUCUGAACCAGUUACGCUCCCCUCUGGUCAGGUGGCAGCAGCCGUGCCUCGCAUGUUGGCAUCGGAACCGCAGAGGAAGGUCAAGACUCAUGCACCCUUGACAUUGCUGGACUGGAACAAGCUGAUAAGAGGGCGGUGGGAGCUGGUUAAAGAGGGCCUGCACUACCAGUCACUCGGGUAUACACUAUACCUGGAGAUGGUUCUUCACCACGUCAGGUGGCUGUAUGACAACUCAUUGGUCCAGCAUCUGGCAAAAGAUCCGCCGCAGGAUGUCUGUCAGAUCUACCGCCUAGUCCAAUUCGCUGAUGGAAGUCGAGAGAACAAUCCCGCUGCAUACGCUACCAGAAGAGCUUCAACGUAGAUGCAGCAGUGGCUAUCUAUCUGGCAUUUGCCGGCAGGAGGAGGAGGGACUGCGUGGGCUUUGGGCAGAACGUAGGUAGGAGCAGCAAUAACAGCGUCCAGGCUGCAGCAGAACAGAAUGCUGGGGUCGGAACGGGUACGCUGCACUGGAAACAAGCAAGGCCAACACCCUAUCGAAAGAGACGGUAGAAAAAUACAAGAAAUCAAUAAAUCAACGGCAGCAGUAACAUAGUAGUGUGUGCCAUUCUAGUGCCUUGGAGGAGGGCCCUGAGCCACAGGUAACUACCAGCAGAAAGGGUUUCCAGAGUGGGGGGGCGUAUAGAAGAGAGAGGAGGGAGGGGGGGGAUGAUGGUGAAUGGAAUGCAGAAGGUGACAAGCCAUCACUUUGAGGGAAGUCGGAUGUGAGGGGGUCUCCAGAAUCGACUCUGAAAUGGGAGCGGAUAAGAAGGAUUCAGAACAUACACACACGUGGACCUUUUCGACUCAGCUCUGGACACGAGUGCCGUCGCACGUAAUUGCGGUCAGAUACAGAGAGAAAAGCGCUAGUGUAUGUCCUCACUCUGCUCCCCUGCUGCGUGCCGAUGAGCAGAUCGGGCUGUGCUGCCAGAGUGGUUACUUCUGGGCCCCUGAGGUGGGCACCGGGUGCCCACAGCCGCACCCGCCUGCCCCACCUGACCCACAAAGUGAUUGGGUUGGGCUUGGGUCUACCUAUGCCUCCUUGGGUGGGUGACGGGUGUGUGCAGCUAGUGGCCAUUUCUGGGUCAUGGGCGGGUAAAUAUUUGCUCUGGGUCACCUGUCAGGUGGGUGACAGGUGGGUGAAGCUUUGGCCUGGGUCACCCGACCCAUAGACUCAGUACCACCCAAGAAAAUUCUCCCCCCCUCCCUCUUGGGCCCUUGGCGCCUUUCAGUCCCCCCCCCCACCACCAAAAAAUAAAAAGGAACAAGGCCUUGGGCCCAUCUGUGCAGUGCACAGGCUCGAGGUUGAGAGUGACGAAAAAAGCGGGCCUGCGUACAGUCACGCAGGGUCGCCUGUUACAUCGGGGCCAAGAAAAAAAAAACAAAGAGCGUACUCCAGCAGUGCAGCCCCUUGCCCAUUUUUUCUCUAAAAAAAGGAGGGAGAGGUUCUAGCCAUAGUAGGCGGCUAGAUCCGUCAUCUUUGAACUUCGCCCUUGGUUAGCAAACUUGGCAAAUUCAGAAGCCCGCCCCCAACUUACCUGGCCAUACCGCAGCGCGACGCCGUGAUGGAGUGACGCUGGCAUGCGAUGCAAGGUAGAGAGGUGGCAACACCGGUGGAGUCGUCGUGGGCAGGGCUGCAUCGGCACAAGUGGGUGCGGACGGCAAAAAAAUAGGUGUUGGGUGCAGGCAGGCGCAGAAACAAAAUUGGGCGGGUUGGGUCACAGGUGAGAGAAAAAAAAAAAAGCCCACCUCCGUGAAUCUGGCUGCAGACUGACGAAUCAUCGCUUUGAGAAAAGUCGGACGUGAGGGAGUUGAGACACCUCCGAAAUGGGACCGGAAAAGAAGGAUUCAGACAGAGCAUACUCACACGAGGACCUUUUCGACUCCAGCUCUGGAUGCGAUUUUGGGUCAGAUGCAUCCAAGCGGGCAUGUAAUGACAGUCCGAUACAGUGAGAAAAGUGUCAGUGUGAGUAUAUCCGCAUUCUGCUCCCCUGCUGCGAGCUGAUGAGCAGAUCGGGCUGUCCUUCCGGAGUGGGUCCUUCUUUGUCUUCCGACUCCAGAAUGACAAAUCUUCACUUUGAGGAUGUGAGGGAGUUGAACGAUCUACGAUAUGGGAGCGGAUAAGAAGAGAAGGCCUCACUCUGCUCCCACUCUGAGGGCGCUAUUCCCAAAGUACUUGGACUAUUUCUACAGAGCUCUCUGGACGUGAUUGCAGUCAGAUUCAUCCCGGUCUGGCUGUAAUUACACUCAGAUGCAUUUUGAAAACUAGUGUUAAACCCCUAGUACCUUUGUCGGGGUUUGGAGAAUUGCGGGCCACCGACCUUUCAGGAGGCCGAAAUGAAACCGCGACCACCGAUUGGAAUUUAUCAAUGGCAGCCGUCGUCGGGCCCGGCCGCCGAAUUCUUCGGGAGCUGGCGUUUUCCCUCAUUUCUGAAGCGGCAAAGGUACGAGUUGUUUAAGUGCGAGUAUGCCCUGAGUAAAAGAUGAACACCUGGGCUGUGAUGCGCGAGUACUGUUGCUCGCGUUGGGCUGACAACCGGUCACCACAGUGAUGAGGCUUGAAUGAUAUCAAGAAUUCAUGACCGAACAAGUACGGAGAGACCAUCCCGUAAACAUCGUAUCGAUUCGAUUCAAAUUUUAAACCCUGCGUUGACAUCCGCCGGUACAAUCUGAACGCAACGCUUGCCUUGAUGUACAAAGUUAAUUACUUUCAAUAAAGUU
This is a messenger RNA of Chara braunii, 4881 nucleotides long. NCBI's taxonomy places the organism in Eukaryota, Viridiplantae, Streptophyta, Charophyceae, Charales, Characeae. The record is from the annotation of a GenBank genome assembly.